AUGGACGGCCAGCACGACUACAUCGCCGCCCUGCAGGACACGCUCCCGGCCAGCCUGCGCGCCGGUCUCGACGGGCUCUCUGCGGGGGCGCGCACCGUCGCGGACGGGCUCCUGCGCUUCGCGCUCGGCGGUGCAUGUCCGCCCGGCGCCCCCGACGCGCUCGCGCGCGAGUGGGCGGCGCGCCAGGCCGCCGCGCGACAGGCGCUGCAGCAGCUCCGGGUGGCGACGCCUGGGAAACGGGCGCGGGAGGACGGGGAAGAGGAGGACGGGGAAGGAGACGCUGGUGCUGGCGCGGGCGGGGCGCACGGGGCGAAACGGCUGCGGGCGGCGCCGGGUGGUGGUGCGGCACACGACGAGGCAAAGGACGGGGCAAAGGACGAAGAAGGAGAAGCGGAGGACGAAGCCGACCCGCCGCGAUACACGCUGCACGCGCUGAGCGUCGCGGCGCCGGUGCGCAAGCGGUUCGACGUGCGUGUGCACGCGCGCAGCGUGCGCCUGGUGCACCCUGGCACGCAGGCCGUCGAGCACACGUUGCCGCUCGCCGCGCUCCGCCGCGUCUUCCUCCUCCCGACGCGCGGCAAGACGCGGGGGCACUGGACGGUGCUGCUCCUGUCCGCGGACGUCCCCGCCGCUGCUGCCGCUGCACCCGCGGGGAAGAACGCGGGGAAGGGCGCGGCGCGCGACAGGGAGAAGGACGUGCAGAUCAUGUUCGGCGUCGACGCCGCGCCGACGGGUGCGUACAGCACGACGGACCACACCGUCACGGAUGCGGCGGUGCAGCACGCGCGGGGCACGCCGGUGGAGCCGUUCCUGCGCGCGUUCCUCGCGCACGUCCCGGUGGCGCUGCUGCACACGGCGGACGCGGGCGUGUUCCGGAGCGCGCUCGCGGCGGGCGGGGCGGGCGUGCAGGCGUACCGGGCGGCGAAGGAGGGCACGCUCUGGUUCUUUGACGACGGCAUCCUCUGGGACGGGCGCCCGGCCGAGUUCUGGGGCUGUGCGGACCUCGUCGGGAGUGCGAACGCGGCGGGCGAGGCUGGGACGGGUACCGAUGGCGUGCGGCUCGUGAGCGCGACGGGCAGGACGUGCUCUGUGUUUGUGAGGAGGCGCGUCGGGGGGCCGCGGCGCGGGGAUGACGGCAAGGAGGAGGCGGCGGGAGAUGAGGAAGAGGAGGAGGACGUCGAGUGCGUCGAGACGGACUUUAGCAUGGUCGACGGCCGGGAGCAGGACGGCAUCACGGCGUGGGUGAAGCGACACAAGCACCUCUUUGGCCGGCCGGCGCCCGAGGCGCAGGAUGAGGCUGCGAAUGGCGGGGAGGGCUAUGGCGUCGCGGCCAGUGGCAAGGUGGACGUCAAGGGCAAAGGCAAGGGCGUCGCUCGGCCGGACGAAGAUGACGAGGACGAGGACGACUCGGACUUUGUGGACAGCGGAGAGAGCGAUGGCGGCUCGGCGACGAGUGAUAGCGGGAGCGACGAGGAGGGGGGUGGGCAGGACGAGGCCGGGGACGAGGACGAGGACGCAGAUGGCGAAGAAAGCGAGGACGAGGAGGAUGCGGAAGCGUUGGAUCCUGCGCGACACCCGCUGCUGCGUCCAGGCGCGAUGCCAAAGAUGUCGAAGGCGGCCAUGGACGCUGCGGUGGGCAUGGUUAUGGAAGACUUUGUGGGAGGGAGUGGGAAGGGGAAGGGGAAGGGAGAAGAAGUGGAGAGUGAAGAAGACGAGCUCGAUGACUGA
Molecule: messenger RNA, 1728 nt
Organism: Phanerochaete carnosa HHB-10118-sp
Lineage: Eukaryota; Fungi; Basidiomycota; Agaricomycetes; Polyporales; Phanerochaetaceae
Exons: 1
Coding region: 1-1728 (575 amino acids)
Source: RefSeq, a predicted model, not a curated record